This is a messenger RNA of Ilex paraguariensis (yerba mate), 318 nucleotides long. Lineage: Eukaryota; Viridiplantae; Streptophyta; Magnoliopsida; Aquifoliales; Aquifoliaceae. The record is from the annotation of a GenBank genome assembly.
AUGGAGCCCCCUUCGAGAAGCUCUCGACCGGCCGAACCUGAAAAUGGCCGAUCCAGUGGUAAGGGGCCGAAGGCUGAUCGGGCUAUCACUUUAAGAUUGGCUCCACAUUCUCCGAGUAAGGCAUCUGCUCCACAACCCCAAGGAAACAAAAGUGUUCAGUAUCACUUAGAUGGUGGUCGGAACUAUCGUAACACUAAUUGCUUCAUUGUCGAUAAACACCGAAGCCUCGUGGAUGGUCGGCGUACCCAUACAAAGCUAAUUGGAAACCAGCAUAGCCCAAAUCUAAACUUGUCCAAGAGCUCAAUUUGCGGCACCUAA